Molecule: messenger RNA, 3330 nt
Organism: Drosophila nasuta
Lineage: Eukaryota; Metazoa; Arthropoda; Insecta; Diptera; Drosophilidae
Gene: Smg6
Product: Smg6 nonsense mediated mRNA decay factor
Exons: 10
Coding region: 125-2956 (943 amino acids)
Biological process (GO): nuclear-transcribed mRNA catabolic process, nonsense-mediated decay
Cellular component (GO): telomerase holoenzyme complex
Molecular function (GO): telomeric repeat DNA binding; protein binding; telomerase RNA binding
Source: RefSeq, a predicted model, not a curated record
UUGGUCACACUGUAUAGAUUUUUCUGCGUAAUUUUUGUGAUAGUGAUAUAUUUUGAUUAGUGGAAAACAAAGCAGCGAGCAACGAAAACGGAAUAAAUGCAGCUAGAAAAGCAACGUUCAAAAUAUGAGUCGAAAGGGAACAAUAGAUCAAAAUGAUACAUCGCUAAUCAUUGGAACUCUACCGAAACGGCUACAGAAAAGAAUCGCUGCCAGCUGUAGCCUACAACACAGCCACGACGCAGCAGAGGAUGUUGAAAAUGCGGAACCAGCAGCGACGCUAGCAGCAACAGCAGCGACGGCAGCAGCCACCGCAGCAACAACAGCCACAUCAAGGCCAGUGAAAAUUUUAAGCAAGCCAAAAGGAAAUGCGCCCGUUUUGGAUACCAGCGGGUGCAGUAAGGACGUGGGCAUUCCAGGCAUACUGCGUGUGAAUGCCAGUUCAGCUGAGGACGGAGAUAAAGCCAAGUUUAUGAAUGGCGCAACACGUAGACGCGGACGUUCGCAUCCUGUGCGACUCCAGCAGAAGCAAGAGGAGCAGAUGCCGCUUUCGCCACUCUCCCGAGUGCGUUUGACUACCGAGCAUCCGGUGUGGUUUGAGCAACUGUUGAACAUGCCCAAUGCCAAGAUCAUUAUUCAGCUGUACGAUCAACUGAUGGUGCUGCAACAACGUAAUCUCAUUCUUAUCAAUUGGAAGACUUUUUGCAGUCUGCAAGCGCAGUUGCAUGAAGCAUUUUGUUGGCUGCUCCUUGAGCAGUUAAAGUUCGUUUGCGAACACAAGGUGGAUGCCUUUUUUUGGAAACUACUUUUCUACAAUGUACGCGACUAUCUCAAGCGACAGCAUACGGAUGUGGCGCAGCAACACACACUGCUGCUCAUCGAACUAUCGGUGAAGUUCUAUCGCGGUCUCUAUGAGAAACUCAUGGCCAAAUACAUUUCAUCGCGUUGCGAGAGCGCCGUCAGAGUGGUAGCUCAACGAUUGCUCAUCUGUCUGGGCGACUUGUCGCGCUAUCGUGCCAAUCACUUGCAGCUCACCGACUUUGCCGAAGCCUGCAAAUACUAUCAACGCGCCCAGGAAUUGGUGCCGGGCAACGGAGCACCCUAUAAUCAGCUGGCUAUCAUUUCCAUUUAUAAUCACAAACGCUUCGAUGCUGUUUAUUAUUAUAUGCGCAGCCUGCUGACUUCCAAUGCUAUACAGUCGGCCAAGGAAAGCCUGUUGGAUUUAUUCGAUGAGAUACGUCGCAAGUACGAGGAGACCGAGAUGAAGCAAUCGCCAAUGCAUUGCAUUUUGGGUAAGCCUAAGAAAUCGAAGCAGAUGCGUCGCGAAGUCUGGAUUUAUCCCGAUGGUGUGCGUCGUUUGCAUCGCACCGAUGUCAAGGGAAAGACCAAGAACAAGAUAGCCGAAUGCAAUCGCUACGAUGAAAUGUCACCAGAGGAACUGCUACCGCGUGUUGUCUCUUUGUACAUGUAUUUGGUUGGCAAACUAUUUACGGCAACAGACAUGGAAUGCAUGUAUCAGCUACUUGCCAAGCUGCAGAUUCAACUGGGCGCCGCUCUAAAGUUCACCUGCUUCAUGUCGCGUACAAAACUCUUGAAAAUGGUAGCGCUUAAUGUGUUUGUGUUGGAGCAUAACAAGCGAAGAGUUGAAAGGCGUGAGAUGCGUUAUCAUAGCUUCAAUUUUGCCAAUUCAUUGUUUGGUCUCAUGCUGAGUAAGGCAAACCAAGUAUUUUCUAGUCUAUUGGAUGACUCAACCGAUCCGCAGCGCUUGACCGAUGAUGACUGCACACGGCUCAAUACUUAUUUGCAGUUUGUCAAGAUCUAUAUGCAAUGGCUGACCAUCAAUGUUGACCUUUGGGAGCCAGUGCGCUCGGAGGAUCACUCAACCAUUGACUGCUGGGCAGAGCUGCAGAUUCUAUUUGAGCAUGUUGAAGGCGUGUACAACAGACUCGAAGGCGAAAUGGAUAGCAAUCCGUCGAAUAUCCUUUUGGAUGAGGACUAUGUGCUGAAUGGAUUUGAGCCAUUGGGUCGUGAGGUCUACAAAAAGGAGUGCUAUCAACGUGGUUCAGAGCGUGAACAAUUUAUUGAACGCAUACGCAGAAUUAUGCAAUUUCAAGAGAUCUAUAAUCAACAUCAGGAUGCGUUGCAAUUGCCACUGGAUGAGAGCUUCACCAUUGAGGAUUUGAAUGCAGCCAUGCAGGUGGCGCUUGAGGAUUUUGGUGCUGAACGUUGUAGACAGAAAGAAACUUGCACAAUACUGCCUGAAGUAGCAGACGAUUCGCUUUCAUCGAAUAUUGCUGAUGCAGAUGUUACACAGCUGUGUAGAUUAAAGAAACAACUGGAGGCAAGGGCCAAAGUUAAGCAGAUUUGCAACAGCAAGCUGGAGGAAAUUCUAAAGCUGGUUGAUUCCAAGCUGUACAUUGAGGUGCGACCACGCUACCUAUUGCCAGACACCAACUGCUUUAUAGAUUGUCUGGAGGAUAUAGAAAAGUUAUCCCAACGCUAUACGGUCAUUAUACCACUGACGGUGGUAAAGGAACUAGAUGGGCUAUCGAAGGGCUGUAAGCUGGAAUCGUAUCGCAGCUCGAAGCAGAAUCAGCGCAUUCAUCAUUUUGACGAAGUUUCAUCGCGUGCCAAGAAAUCGCUUGAAUUUAUGCGAUCUACCAAAAAUAGUGUGAAAUUUGCAACCACGAAGGGCUCCACAAUCAAUGCCAAUUUGUUUGCACUUGUUGAGGAGUCAUAUGCUUCCAAUGAUGACAAAAUAUUGGCCACUGCUGUUGCUGUCUCCAAGAAUGUUAGCUCUGAGCAGUGCAGAGAUGGAAAAUGUUUCAUUCAAACUGAACUUGUGCUAAUAACGACCGAUAGAAAUUUGCGGGUUAAGGCCCUGGCGCGUAACCUGGCCGUCAGCUCCCUGGACGAGUUUCUGCAGUGGGCCAAGGAUUGUCGCGAAUCAUCAACUUGAGCCUUAAUCAGGGACGGGUAAUUGCGAUGCGGACAAUUGUACCAGGUUCAUUCAACUGCGCAAGCCGGCUGUGAAGAGCGGGCAUUGUGCUUUCAAUAUUAACAUCAUUAGACGUAUUUGGACUAUGUAUGUUGUGGCCAUCAGCCCCAGCACAUAAAACAUACAUAUAAAGCAGACGUCGGUCUGUCUGUCUUUGAAGUCGGACCAGUGUGUUAGGUUCGCGACUUGAAGCGGCUAUAGCCUAAUCGAGUGAAUUGGUCAUCCCCAGGCACAAUUUUGGCCAAACAGACAUACAUAUCAACAUUUGCUUCCUAGUUUCUUCUUAUGUGCAUUUUGUGACUUAUGUUAAAAAAUAAAAUGGUUGCGUAUUCAAA